AUGGCCGGUAAGCCUCCGUCUGGGGCGCCGUUCGAGGCCACGCCGAAGCAGGACACCAAGACGGCGUAUAGCGAGAAAUCGCUGGACGGCGCAACUAGUUCUCCUCCAUCGGACAGUGGAGAGGUAAAAGCCGUCAGCCCCAAGGGGUUGGGCUCGACGGAAGACCACGUGUUUUCGGAGCCGAGUGCUGCGGAUUACUGGCGGAAGGUGUACGAGCGUGCCGGCUAUGAGAACCGACGCCGUUUCGAUCCUAAAUUUCAAUGGACGGCCGAUAAGGAGAGAAGGCUUGUCAAAAAGCUUCCCGAGUUGGGCAUGGACACGAACGAUUUUAACUAUGGUCAAACGAUCUUUCUCGUCUCUUUCCUUGCGGCCGAGCUGCCAAGCGGUCUUGUCAGUAAGAGGCUGGGAGCUGAUAGAUGGAUUCCAACGAUCAUGGUGGGUUGGUCCAUAGUGGCCGGAUCACAGGCCUUCCUCACCAAUCGAGCUGGGUUUUAUGCCAUUAAAUGCCUGCUUGGAUUGCUCAUGGGUGGUUUUAUUCCGGACGUCGUCUUAUAUCUCACCUAUUUCUACAAGUCCAAUGAGCUUCCCGUGAGGUUGGCGUGGUUCUGGACGGCACUCAGCACGUCUAACAUCCUAGGGUCCCUAGUUGCGGCGGGUGUCCUACAGAUGAGAGGUAUUUUGGGAUGGGGAGGUUGGAGGUGGCUCUUCCUACUAGAAGGUAUCGCCACAGUUAUUGUCGGCAUUCUCUCCUGGGGACUCAUGCCUCCCGGUCCGUGCCAAACAGCAAACUGGUUCAGGGGGAAGAAAGGCUGGUUCACAGAAGAGGAAGAGCUGAUUCUGGUCAACCGACUGCUACGAGACGAUCCCAGCAAGGGAGACAUGAACAACAGACAGGGUGUCGGAGGAAAGCUGCUGUGGCUCGCCAUCAAGGACUGGGAACAGUGGCCACUCUACCUGAUCGGACUGACAGCGUACAUCCCGCCGGCGCCGCCAGCCACGUACCUAUCAUACAUCCUACGACAACUUGGCUUCUCCGUAUUCGAAGCCAACCUCCUCGCGAUGCCCUCCCAGUUCCUGUUCGCCGUCAACCUGCUCAUCCUCUCCUGGUUUUCGGAAAGAGUGCGCGAGCGCGCCUCGGUGUCCUCCCUCUCCAACAUCUGGAUCUUUGCCUGGCUAGUCCCGCUGGUGGUGCUCCGCGCCGACGCCAGCCCCUGGAUCCGCUACGCGCUGCUGACGGGCCUCCUGAGUUACCCGUACUGCCACGCCAUCCUGGUGGGGUGGAACGCCAAGAACAGCAACUCGGUGCGCACCCGCGCCGUCAGCGCGGCGUUGUACAACAUGUUCGUGCAGAGCGGCAACAUCGUCGCGUCCAACAUCUACCGCGAGGACGACAAGCCGCUCUACCGCCGUGGCAACAAGAUUCUGCUGGGCAUUUGCUGCUGCAACAUUGUGCUCUUUUACGGAGUCAAGGCGUUUUAUAUCUGGCGCAACAGGGUGCGCGAUAGGAAAUGGGCAGCCAUGACGAAGGAGGACCAGGAGGACUACCAGCUCAACACGACGGACGAGGGGAUGAAGAGGUUGGAUUUCCGGUUUGCGCAUUAA
This is a messenger RNA of Sodiomyces alkalinus F11, 1602 nucleotides long. Its product is annotated as allantoate permease. The record is from RefSeq and is a predicted model, not a curated record. Gene Ontology annotation, biological process: transmembrane transport. The coding region runs from base 1 to 1602 and encodes 533 amino acids. Lineage: Eukaryota; Fungi; Ascomycota; Sordariomycetes; Glomerellales; Plectosphaerellaceae. The transcript is spliced from 6 exons. Gene Ontology annotation, cellular component: membrane. Gene Ontology annotation, molecular function: transmembrane transporter activity.